AUUGGCUUUCUCAACCUCGACUAGAACAGUCAGUGGGAAGAUAUGUAAAUCCAAAGGUGAGGAGAGUGCAGGAAUAUGCAGUGGAUGUAACCCUGGACCCUCUCACCGCUCACCCCCGCCUGCUCAUCUCCGACGACGGCAAGCAGGUGCGCUGCAGCGACCGCUACCAGCCCGUGCUGGACGUCCCCGAGCGCUUUGACCGCGUGGUCUGCGUCCUCGGGCGCCAGGCCUUCACUUCGGGACGCCAUUACUGGGAGGUGGAGGUGGGUGGGAAGACGGACUGGGACCUGGGCGUGGCUAGCCACUCCAUCAACAGGAAAGGGAAGAUCACAGUAAGCCCCGCCCACGGCUACUGGUUCCUGAGCCUCCGGGAUAAUAAUGACUACGCGUUCCGAACUGAACCGUCGACAGCGCUGGGCCUCAACCAGAAACCCAACCGGAUAGGGAUCUACGUAGACUGCGAUAAGGGACAGGUGUCGUUCUAUAACGUGGACGCUAAGAUGCUCAUUUAUACGUUCACCGACAGCUUCUCAGAUGCCAUUCAUCCCUUCUUCAGCCCAUGCACCAAUAAGUCUGGCAGGAACGAGGCGCCGCUCGUCAUUUGUCCUGUCUCGAUGCCUCUGGCCGACUGAGAUGGGUUUGAGUUUUUUUUAAGUCUGUCCUUGUUCAAUGUCCUUCACUGAUCCAAUAGGACGGGACUGGAUAGGUCAAAGCAAUAUUGUAGAAGCUAUAGCUGGAGCACCCAGUUUUCUCAUGUCAACAAAGGGAAGUGAACAAGGCCAGAAGAGAGGGAGCAAUUUUCUGGAAUGAAAUAGUCUCUUAGAAACCUUUAGUGGAUUUUGGAAUGAGUCCAUUCAUAAUGACCUCCUGUGUUCUAUGGAGCUGACCAAUGGAUACUCUGGAUACAGAGUCUGGAUUGGACUGAUCAUUCUGACCAACUACAGUCCAUCAGUCUGAGAAUUAAGGAUUUCACCAUCUGUCCUUAUCAUACGAUGGAUUAAUCUGUCUACCUGGGGUCAUAUGUGUCCCAAAUGGCACCCUAUUCCCAUAUAGUGUGCUACUUUUGACAAGAGCCCUAUGGGCCAAAAGUAUUACAAUAUUAUAGGGAAUAGGGUGCCAUUUGGGAUACAACCACAGUCAUACAAAUCAAACAUAUGACUUGUUACUUACUACAAUGCAGUUUUUGAAGGAUAUCCACAAUAAACCAAAUGUGGACUAUGUGGACUGGGAGCAACCGAAUAAGACACAGAGACAAACACAAAACAUUAGGAACACCUGCUCUUUCCACGACAUAGACUGACCAGGUGAAUCCA
Coregonus clupeaformis (lake whitefish) is the source of this 1313-nucleotide messenger RNA. RefSeq names its product erythroid membrane-associated protein-like. Gene Ontology annotation, molecular function: protein binding. The record is from RefSeq and is a predicted model, not a curated record. The transcript is spliced from 4 exons. The annotation marks the transcript as partial. NCBI's taxonomy places the organism in Eukaryota, Metazoa, Chordata, Actinopteri, Salmoniformes, Salmonidae.